AUGUCGCCAUCAGUCCAACCCCAACCGACUGGAUUUUCUCUGCAGCCUACUGGUCUCGCUCCACAGCCGACCGGAUUCGCCGGCCAGCCCUCCCCGUUCGGUAACUCGCAGCUACAGCCUCAAGCCACCGGAUUCCCCGCAGGACAGCUCCAGCCGCAAUUCACUGGCUUCCCCGGCGCCGCGCCCCAGCAACCUCAGCAGCAGCAAGCGCAAAGCUUCCAAACACAAUACACUGGAUACCCUCCCCAGAACCAAGCGCAGCAGCCGCCUCCGGUGCCGCAGAUACCAACUCGAUUCAAGACCUCCAGCGAUAUCGCGAACUCCUUCCAAGAUGCCGCUGGCUCUGGGGCGCCCCCUCAGGUGCCGCCAAAGACAGGAUCAAAGAUCCCAAACAUUCGGCUUUCUUUUAUCACGGCACAGGACCAGGCGAGGUUCGAGCAGCUCUUUAAGUCUGCGGUUGGCGAUAGCAAGACAAUGGAUGGCGACAAAGCAAGAGAUCUUUUGUUACGGUCCAAGUUGACGGGCGGUGAUCUUUCUAAGAUCUGGGUUUUGUCUGAUACGACCAAAUCUGGACAGUUGUUCUUCCCCGAAUUUGCAUUGGCCAUGUACCUCUGCAAUAUUCGUAUCACCGGCCGCGAGCUCCCUUCUUCCCUACCCGAGACGGUCAAGAAUGAGGUUUCUAGUAUGGUUGACAUCAUCUCGUUCGAUGUCCCCGACACACAGCCGGCGGUCCAACAGCGAACAAACGUCCCCAACUUUGAUGCACCUCUCAUGGAGAACAAGUCGACGCCCCCAAUUGUUCAGCAACCUGUCCCGCAACAACCCAACAACGCCCAGCUCCUGUCGCAGCUGACAGCACAGCCUACUGGAUUCUUUCCCCAGCAGACGGGUAUACAGCAGGCUAACCCGACUGGCUUCCCUGGCCAGAAUCAGCCUCAAUUCCUUCAGCCUCAACAAACCGGUUUCAUGACGAAUCCACAGGCUACGGGAUAUACUGGCCCUCGGCCUCCGAUGCCGCCAAUGCCUACUGGUUACGGCUCGAACCUCAGCCCCGCUCAGACCGGUGGGAUGCAAGGCCUGGGUGUGCAGCCUACGGGUCUGGUACCGCAACCUACGGGAAUACCAGGUCAAUGGGGAUUCAUCAACACACCAUCGCAGGGUUUGCCAAAUAUCGAGGCUAUGAAGCAGCAACUCAUGCCGCAGCCUGGGCGUGAGGGUGGUUUCAGUACUGUUGGUCUUUCGGGAAAUGCUACAGUUGCCUGGGCAAUUACGAAGGAGGAGAAGAAGAUUUACGAUGAUCUUUUCCGUGCAUGGGACGGUUUCCGCAAGGGUUUCAUCAGUGGCGAGACUGCCAUCGAGAUCAUGGGCCAAAGUGGUCUGAAUAGAAAAGAUCUGGAACGGAUCUGGACCCUGGCUGAUCCCCACAACCGCGGGCGGCUGAACAUGGAUGAGUUCGCCGUGGCUAUGCACAUGAUCUACCGUGCUCUGAACGGAUACCCAGUUCCUAGCCGUCUACCACCCGAGCUUGUUCCUCCUUCUACAAGACACUUGAAUGACUCUAUCGGUACAGUCAAGUAUCUCCUAUCCCAGGAUGCUGAAAACCGCAAGGCUACAGGGGCGUUCCUGCAGCCACAGAAGACCGGUGUCAGUUAUCUUAAAGAUCAUUCCUUCCGUGGUGGUGCAGCAGGCUCUUCUGGGGCCAGUCGCAAGGAUGCGACGGUUUUCAAGAAUAAUGACUCCGCUGGUGGAUACCGCUCUAGUGCACGCCGUCGCGUGGCUAACGAGGCUCGUACCCCGUCGCCGGCUGCAUCUGGCGCAUCCGAGGAGGAGUAUUCUGUGGAACAGCUGAAAAAGAAGAUCCACGAGGCCAAGGUCAUGAUUGAUGCUGCCGACUUCCAGGAUGAGAACCGAGCCGAGGAUGAUGACGCUCUAGACCGCCAGGAUCGCCGCGAGGCAGAGAGUCUCAUGGACCGUAUCCGUCGUGUACAGGACGAUCUCGAUACUCACCCCAACGCCUCAUUCCGUCAAGUGGACAGCGGAGCAGAUCGAAGGGCUCUUCGUCGCCAGCUGCAGUCUUUUGAAGAUCAAGUUCCUCAGGUUGCAUCUGAUGUGCGUCGUCUCGAGCGUGAAAUCGCGGACGCGAGGCUUGAGCUCUUCCGUCUCAAGGACGCCAAGGCACACCCCGGUGGUGCUUCUAAUAUCAUUGGUACUGGCCCUGGUGGCACUGUGACUGAGGCAGAUCGCAUCAAGGCUCGCGCGCGUGCGCGUAUGCAAGCGCGGGCUGCCGAGCUUUCUGGGCGUCCCGCACCCGCAACGGAAGAUGACGAUGGCCAAGCGGCUCGUCGUUUAGAGUCCGAGAGCAAUACCGUGAAGAUGGAGCGGGAGCGCAACGACACUAUGACUCGUGAUGUCGAAGAAAGUGUUCGUGAUUUCGCUCACAGUUUGGAGGACAGUCUUCGGGACGAGGGCCAAAACUCCACACGUGAGCAUGAGAAGCGUCGUUGGGAAGAUGCAUUGGGAGUUGAAGACGUCAUCCGCGACUUCAUCUACGACUUGAGCCGCAAUGCGCGAACAGCAAAUGUUCGCAAAGAAGAACGAGAGAGACCUUCCCUAGAUGCGCAUUCUCGAGCAUCCCCAGCGGCCGAAUCUGCUGCUGCGCGCCCUUCGAUGCCCACAUCCGUGCACUCGUCAAGCUCUCUUCCUGGUAACACACAUGAAGAUCGUGUGGCGGCUGCUCGGGAGCGUGCACAGAAGCGCAUUGCUGAGCGCAUGGCGGCUGCUGGUCUGAAGCCAAAUGACUCCAGUGAGACUCUUGCGCAACGCCAGGAGCGUGAGAAGAAGGAGCGCGAAGAUCGUGUCAGACGCGCCGAGGAAGAGGAUGCUAAACGGGAAGAGGAGAGACAACGUCGCUUGGCUGAGGAACGGGGUGUUCCUAGUGAUGCAGCCCCGAAGGCUGUGGGCAAGAAACCCCCACCGGCGCCGCCCACCCGCAGGGCUCGGACGGAUAGUGCCGGCCAAGCCGAUGCUAAGAAGGCAGAGGAAUCCGCUAAAAUGGAGCAGGCUGCCCGCGAGCAGGCCAUUAAGGAAGAACAAGAGGUGCAGGAAGCCGAGACUAAGCGCCUAGAGAGUGAGGCAAGCCAAGGGGAGUUGGAUUUCCAACGCGAGAAGGAUGCUCAGGCUGCUCGACUUCGUGCUCUCGAGGAACAAGUCCGCCAAGGCAAAAUCAAGAAGCAAGAAGAGAAGCGCCGCCGGGAAGAGGCUAGCCGACAGGCCAAAGAGCAGGAAGCCAUUCUUGCAGCCCAGCGCGUUGAACUGGAGGCGGCCAAGGAACGUGAGCUACAGCUGCAGCGUGAACUCGAGGGACUUGACGAGUCAUCGUCCGAUGACGAAGGCCCUGCCGAUAUUACGCCUCAGUACAGCACCCCGACGCAGAGCCAGACCCUCCCUACCCCGCCUCCUGUGCCCACGAUAGCUAUUCCUGAGCCUCCUGCCCCCACGAUAGCUAUUCCUGAGCCUCCUGCCCCCACGAUAGCUAUUCCUGAACCUCCUGCCCCCGAAAGCGUGCCUAGCGAGAUUGGCUCCCCCGAAAGCAGCCGUGGUGUUCCUGGGCUCACGCCCGAUGCUGAGUCCAAAAACCCGUAUUUCAAGAACAAAAGCCAGCCAUCCGACCCCAUCCAAGCGACCUCGCCACCUGCUACAGCUCACCCCCUGGAACGUAAGACUCGUGCUCGCCCCGAGGAAGACGACGACUGGUCCGCUGCCGGCUCUGACUUCGAUUCAUCUGAUGAUGAGGACGACCGCCCAACCGGCGGCAGCGCCAAACAACUUGCUAGCAUCCUGUUCGGCACUAUGGCACCCCCACGUCCUCUGAGUGCCAUGGACGACGACAAAUCUGCCUCGAAAUCUGCUACCCCGGUACAAGAAAGCCCAAUUGCACCUCCGCCCCCACUCCCAGCAACUCUGCCUCCUCUUCCUGCUAUCCCAAGCCCUGGCGAUGCCGUAUCCCCAUCACCCGCGCCAUCUGCAGGAGCUCCACCUCCACCUCCCCCUCCGCCUCCUCCCCCAGGAGCUGGUGCUCCUUCUAUGGCCCCGCCCCCGCCUCCUGGCGGAGCCCCCUCUGCUCCCCCGCCACCUCCGCCAGCUGGCAUCCCACCUCCACCUGCUCCCCCGGCCGCGGCCGGUGGCGCUGGAGCUGGCCGAGGCGCCCUCCUUGCGUCCAUCCAGCAAGGCAGGACCCUAAAGAAGACUCAAGUGAAUGAUCGUAGCACAAGCUCGUCGGCAGGACGCGUGCUGUGA
This is a messenger RNA of Penicillium psychrosexuale, 4296 nucleotides long. RefSeq names its product actin cytoskeleton-regulatory complex protein PAN1 (gene pan1). The record is from RefSeq and is a predicted model, not a curated record. Gene Ontology annotation, cellular component: cytoplasm; plasma membrane. The transcript is spliced from 5 exons. NCBI's taxonomy places the organism in Eukaryota, Fungi, Ascomycota, Eurotiomycetes, Eurotiales, Aspergillaceae. Gene Ontology annotation, molecular function: calcium ion binding; actin binding. Gene Ontology annotation, biological process: endocytosis; endosomal transport. Bases 1 to 4296 code for a protein of 1431 amino acids.